Molecule: messenger RNA, 1235 nt
Organism: Spodoptera litura
Lineage: Eukaryota; Metazoa; Arthropoda; Insecta; Lepidoptera; Noctuidae
Source: RefSeq, a predicted model, not a curated record
CACGCCAACACACACAUACACACCUAAUCAAAGCCGUGAAAACGAAAAGUGCUAGCGAAACUGCGAAUAAAUAUAAUUAUCAUAUUGGAAAUCUUGAUUCAAAAUUAUCUACAAAAUGUCUGAGAAUGUUAAUAUUGAUCUUUCCGGAGAAAUUAAUGCUACUACAGAAAAGAGAGGGUUGCAAAAGUAUGUGAAUGAUAUGGAAUUGUUGCUUCAGCAUGUUCGUAGUGGAGCUGGUCCUGCCCUGCUCAUGGGAGUACUUGCAUCACGGAGACCAUGGACCCAGUUUGUGGCCACCGACAACUUUAAGGUUCCUCCAUCAGUACCUCGGUUGUCCCGGCGAUUUUACAAAAAUGUGGAGUAUUUUCAAGCAAAUUACUUGAUGAUUUUUCUUGGAUUAUUUGCAUAUUGUUUGAUUACUUCUCCUCUUCUCUUGAUUGCUAUGGUCGCCAGUUUCUUUGGAUACAGAAAACUUACAGCAGGUCCCAACACUUGGAAGCCAAGAAUUGGUGGAUGGGAGUUAAGUAAAACACAGCAGUAUGCAGUGGCAGCUGGAUGUUCCAUGGCAUUGUGUUGGUUAGCUGGUGCUGGCGCAGUGCUGUUCUGGGUUUUAGGUGCCACAGUGACGGUGGUAGCUCUUCAUGCAAGCUUCUUUGAUGCGGAGGCUCUACCUCAGUCUGAGGACCCAGAGCAGUUCCCGAUGAUAGAGCAGGUGUGACACGGAGAAUUACCACUAUUCCUACCCCACCCUCCACCUGGUCGCAACACUCAGCGAUUUAGUUAAAAGAAGGAAUCCAAUAAACUUGUGGAUUAUUUGGACUAUAUUAAAUUUAGUGGCAAUUAUUAUAAAAACUUAGUGCAAUAUGCACAUAGUUACUUAUCUACAUGUAAUAUUUAUUUAUAUUAGAAAUAAUUGACUUGAUCAAUUUUCUAAAAAUUGAUUAUAGUAAAUGAAACAUUAUUAAAAAUGCUUUUGCAUAUAUUGUGCUUAUUCAUUCAUAUUACUAUGAAAACUAAAAAAGAUGAGGCUUGAACUAUAAUGUAUUAUUGAUUAGGGCUCACAUUCACUUUUGAUGUGCAUUUUGCUUCCUCAUAAUUAUUAUGUGGAUGUUAGAAUUUUUAAUUAGGCAGGUUUUAGAUGUCAAUUCCUGAUAUUCAAUUUGAUAAAUAAUUUAUAGUAAUGUGUACAUUUUAUGUUUAAACUGUCAAACACCAAGCGGUCACCGGUGACCGCA